Molecule: messenger RNA, 3570 nt
Organism: Harmonia axyridis
Lineage: Eukaryota; Metazoa; Arthropoda; Insecta; Coleoptera; Coccinellidae
Exons: 12
Coding region: 176-3367 (1063 amino acids)
Molecular function (GO): UDP-glycosyltransferase activity
Source: RefSeq, a predicted model, not a curated record
UCAUAUGCAUCAGAGAUAAAUUCAUUUCAAUCCGAUUGUGUUUACACAUAUAGAUAAACUGCAACAAUGCGUUGUUCAAAAUGUCGUUAAUUUGAAAAUUGCUUUAAUCGUUCUUGAAUAUAGGGUCAACGCUCAAGUUCAGUGAAUUCGUUUUAUACGUCAUAAUUUUCCGACGAUGAAGAUUUUAUUUUUUGGACUCACGGCCCUCAGCGUGGUUUCUGGCGCUAAUAUAUUGGGGAUAUGGUUCCAUGCCGGAAGAAGCCACCAUAUAUUGGGAGAAAAGCUACUGUUAGAAUUAGCCAGUAGAGGACAUAACGUUACUAUGGCAAGUCCAUUUCCUCUGCAAGAACAAUGCUUUGAAAAUUACACGGAUAUUCAUCUUACCGGCAUUCAAGAAGAUCAAGAUGCGAGAGAAAAAAUGUUUUUGCAUAUGAAUGAGGAUAGUUUCUUCUCAACAGUCAGCGCUACCUUGGAAUUAGUUAGAGCUCAAACAGAAAUGACUCUAGGCCAUUGUCAAAUGAUAAGACUCUAUAAUUCAAGAGUUAAGUUCGAUGUGAUAAUCAUUGAUUGGUUUAUGAAUCCUGCCAUUCUAUACUUUGGGAAGUUAUUCAAGGCACCUGUGAUAGCUCUUGCAUCUCAUGGAACAACAGCUAUGGCCAACACUAUAGUAGGGAAUCCUUCACCCGCGUCUUAUCUACCUCUUACAAUGCUACCAUAUACAACAAACAUGGCGUUCCAUGAGAGAGUGAUCAACGCUGCGCUCUCCAUUUAUAGCGAUUGGAUCGGAAGUAGAAACCUUGCUAAAAAUCAGGCUAUGAUCGAGAAGAUAUACAGACGUUCUAUGUCGUACGAAGAGAUGAUUAAUACUGUGGCAUUAGUCUUCAGUAAUGGUCACUACUCCUUCGAACAUCCAAGGCCAUUCGUACCCAAUUUGAUACCAAUUGGAGGUUUUCAUGUAACCAAACCCAAAAAACUUCCAAAGCUAUUUCAAGACUUCAUGGACAAUCGAUCAAAUGGGAUAAUAUACUUCAGCCUUGGCUCUAAUAUGAAGAGUACUAUGUUACCACGUCAAAAAGUAGAAGAAAUUCUGAGAGUAUUCUCUGUAUUACCCUAUAGUGUAAUUUGGAAAUGGGAAGACGAAAAUCUGGAAGGGAAGCCAAGAAAUGUUCUAAUCAGCAAAUGGUGUCCACAAAAUGAUAUACUUGCUCAUCCCAGAUUGAAGUUGUUUAUAUCUCAUGGAGGCCUACUAAGUACAAUCGAAGCUCUUCAUUAUGGGGUUCCACUUUUAGGAAUACCAAUUUUCGGAGAUCAGAAAUCGAAUGUACCAAAUGCAGUUAGAAAAGGUUAUGCUCUGCAAAUAGAUCUGAAGGAUUUAACUGAAUUGGGUCUCUUCCAAGCCCUACAUGAAAUCAUGACCAAACCGAAGUAUACCGAAAUGGCUAAAAAACAUUCUGCCAUGCUGAGAGACCAGCCAAUGUCACCUAUGGAUACUGCUGUAUUCUGGGUCGAACACGUUAUAAGACAUAAGGGUGGCGAUCACUUGAGGAAUUAUGGCGUCCACUUAUCAUGGUUCAAAUACUAUAUGGUUGAUGUAUGGUUAUUGGCGGCCUUGUCUUUUGUUAUUAUUGCAUUCUUAAUCUUUGUUAUAUCUUGGAAAGGUUUCCAGUUAAUAAGCUUGAUACUAAACGCAAUACUAGACUAUACACAUCCCAGGCCACCAUAUAUUAUAAAAAAAAAGGAGGAAAUCAGAAGGAGAAAAGUUAAAAGAAGAAAAAGAUGCAACGAUCAAAAAUUAAUAUUUGUAUCAAUGCGUGGUGAAGAUCGAACGGGAAUGAAGUUUCUUCUUUUGUCCUUACUUUUUUUGAACGUUACUCUUGGAGCUAAUAUAUUAGGAAUAUGGUUCCAUGCUGGAAAAAGUCACCACAUUUUAGGCGAAAUUCUUCUGAAAGAACUGGCUAGAAGGGGGCAUAACAUAACAAUGGCGAGUCCAUUUCCUCUAGAAGCACCAUUUCCAAACUACACGGAUAUCUAUUUGAAUGGAAUUAAAGAAGAUCAGAAGUCUAGAGAAGAUAUAUUCUUGAAAAUGAACAAAGGAGGAACUAGAGAGGCAUAUAAAAUAACAAGAGAUAUUACAAGAGCGCAAACAGAACUUACACUUGCCCACCCAAAGAUGAAAAAACUACUGGAAUCUGGUGUCAAAUUCGAUGUUAUAAUAAUGGAUUGGUUCAUGAAUGAUGCAGUGUUAUAUUUUGGAAAACUUUUUAAAGCCCCAGUAAUCCUAUCAGCUUCAUCUGGAACCACAAUAUUAACAACAGCAAUUUCGGGAAACACUUAUCCUCCAUCAUAUUUACCACUAUCGAAUUUUCCUGUUGAAAUGACUUUUUGGCAAAGAGCUAUCAACGGGUUAUAUUUGUUAAUUUGGGCAAUACUGAGUGACAAAACCGAAAAAUUUCAUGAAGCUCUAGUGAAAAAACAUUACAAUGACACCUUCACCUCUUCUGACAUGAAAGAUGUUGUGGCUCUCAUACUGAGUAAUGGUCAUUAUACCUAUGAAUAUCCUAGACCAUAUGUACCUAAUGUUAUUCCAGUGGGUGGAUAUCAUGUCAUGCCACCUCAAAAAUUACCUCAGAAUUUUCAAGAAUUCAUGGAUGAGGCGAAAAAUGGUGUUAUAUUCUUCAGCUUGGGAUCAAAUAUGAAAAGUACUCUCCUUGAAGAGAAAACAUUACAUGCAAUAUUGGGGGCAUUCUCGAAAUUGCCAUAUAGAGUGAUUUGGAAAUGGGAAGAUGAGAACUUAGAAGGAAAACCAAGCAAUGUCAUGAUCAGCAAAUGGUGCCCACAGAAUGAUAUAUUAGCUCAUCCCAACCUCAAACUGUUCAUCACUCAUGGUGGACUCCUAAGCACCAUUGAGGCUCUACAUCAUGGAGUACCUUUUAUUGGGAUACCGAUAUUUGGUGAUCAGAAAUUGAAUGUUCCUAAGGCUGUGAAGAGUGGGUAUGCGCUCAAAUUGGAACUAGAUGAAAUCAACGAGAAAGUUUUGAAAGAAGCCAUAGAAGAAAUAAUCGAUAAUCCGAAGUACAAAAAAGAGGCCGAAAGGCGAUCACGAUUACUGAGAGACAGACCUUUAUCAGCUAUGGAUACAGCCAUUUUUUGGAUUGAACAUGUUAUAAGACACAAAGGGGGAAAUCAUCUCAAAACCUACGGAUUAAAACUACCUUUGUGGCAGUAUCUGAUGAUAGAUGUUGUUCUCUUCACCUUUGUAAUCAUUUCUCUCAUGUUUGCUGCAUUUUACUUCAUUCUGAAGAAGUUGCUGAAUGUUCUUAAAUUUUCAAGAUCGAAAAAAAAGAAUCAACCUAAAAAAACACAAUAAUCAGCGAAUGUGAAAUAAAAACUAUUGAAAGUGAAUGCAAAAAGAAACUGGUUAUAUUUUCGAAGUCAUUGAAUCGAAUUUAAAUCGAAGCAUAGAUGGUGUAGCUCAUAUUUGGUUUAAGAUUUUUUUUUCAAUAAUGCACAGAUUGAAGUUUGUAGGAAAAUAUUUUUAGGUAUACUAUACAAUAUUAACUAGCAAUACUG